Messenger RNA from Aspergillus fijiensis CBS 313.89, 576 nucleotides. RefSeq lists its product as uncharacterized. Bases 1 to 576 code for a protein of 191 amino acids. The transcript has 3 exons. Lineage: Eukaryota; Fungi; Ascomycota; Eurotiomycetes; Eurotiales; Aspergillaceae. The record is from RefSeq and is a predicted model, not a curated record.
AUGGAGCUGGACGAAAAUUCAAGCGCCAGCUCUAGCUUCUUCGAACCAUGCCCUGCCCAUCUUUUGAUGGUCCCAGAUGACGAGCAUGAUCAGGAGAGCAGGACGAAGUACCAGGAGUUCAAAUCUGUCAACCCGAUCUUCCGACGCCCCAUUGACUGCGCCCGCAACAUGAUCUCUUAUUACUCUUCCUUUUGUCUUGGCUGCGCGAUUCACAGCGAGAACUACAUCCUCGAUGGGUUGUGGAAGGGUUUGAGACCAUCUCCCCAACAGUUUGAUAUGACUGUCCCGUUCGAAGACCUAUUCGAGUGCAACGAGCCCGAGUUCGGCACCCCCGAGCUCGUCGAGGCCAAGAGGGGUCGGGAGUUCCCGCACAUGAAGGCCAUGGUCCUUCUUCUCUCCUUCCUGGGACCGCAACACGCCCGGGUCAUCGAGGCAUAUUUCGAUGGCAGCUCGGUGGUGAUGCGUCCAACGCGGCUGUUUGAUCUCCGGGAGAAGGACGAGACCUUGAUCAGGACCUUUGCGCAGUGGUUCCUUGGGGAGCCGACGGGGGAGACCAGGGUGCUUCCGGGGGUGUGA